CCAGCGUCACCCAGACUAUGAUAUCUACGUUCGAAGAGUCCUCUGCGAGCAAAUGGCUCCAUCCCCCCUCCAACCCCAGUUCGACGAAGAAAGCCCCCCACUCCACCGCCCAGUCUACCGCCCUGAUGAGGAGGAACCCAAAAACCCCUUAUUAGACGACUUCCCAGAUCUAAGACCUUUUGAAUCAAGACCAAACUUCAGACCAAAACCUAACUACAUAGAUCACGACAGACCUGAUGAUUACAACUCAAAGCCUAACAUAGAUAACCCUCCUAGCUACGGAGCUCAUAGACCUCCUGAAAUCCCAUACAGACCUUUAAGACCUUAUCCCGUACCUGAUCCGUAUAUGCCUGAAAGACCAUGGUUAAGACCAGACCCAUAUAGACCACAACGGCCAAGACCUGAUAUACCAUAUGGCCCUGAAAAGCCUCAAAGACCAGAGGAUUACAGACCUAUAAGACCGAAUGACCCAUAUGGACCUGAUGAUCCGUACAAGCCGGAUAGACCAAGACCUGAUCCUUAUAGACCUGACUAUAGACCUGAUGAACCAUACAGACCCAGUUAUAAUAGACCUUUCAACCAUUCGCGUCCAAAACCAGAUCCAUAUGACGAGCUGCAGUUCCAAGGAGGUUAUGGAAGACCUAAACCAGACCCAGGUCUUUGGAGACCAGACCCUAUUUACCCGCCUUCACCAAAUGAUGAUGUGCCUGACUUGUACGGACUUAAACCAGUAAGGCCUGAAAGACCUCCAUAUAAACCGGAUGAUCCUGAGUAUCAUUAUAUUGUCAGACCAAAUAAAAAACCAAAACCUCAACACGAUUACAAUAGACCUGCUGAAGACCCAUAUAAACCUAAUAAACCUGACUAUGAAUCCAAUAGACCUGAUCCUUAUUCACCAAAUAAACCUGAUCCGAUUGAAGAUAGCGGCUACGGUAAUAAACCAAUUCAAGAUUACCCUACAAAGCCAAAUGAUGGAUAUAAACCUAAACCAGACUCAUACGAUCCUGGACCAAUAGGACCACCAGAUAGACCGUAUAGACCUAACAGACCUUAUGAUUAUCCAUCAAGACCAAAUGAGAAACCUAGCUACAAUUACAAUAGUCAGUACGCUAGUGGCUACGGACAGAGCCAAGAUAACUCAAUUCAUGUAGAAAUAUACGAUCCUCCAAGACCUUAUAAGCCAAUGAGGCCUUUGCAAACCUUACCAAGCCAAAGUUAUGGUCAAAAUUAUGGCUAUGGUAUCUCCUCUGGUCACCAUUCUUAUGCUCCUCCUCCUAAUACUCAUUUAGGAUAUGGUCCAAUUGAAGGUCUGUAUGGUCAGAAUUAUAAUAAACCGGAUGAAAGACCUGACCGACCUUAUGGUCAAGGUUCUUACGGUCAAAAUUUUGACCAACCUGGCUAUGGUCCCCAAAACCCUCAAGUUUCUAAACCAUCGUAUGGAAGCCAAGGUUAUGAAAAUGAUUUUACAGAUCAUGGGUCAGGUUAUGGUGAAAACCGACCAGCUUAUGGUCAAUAUGAUAAACCCUAUGGGAGUAAUAGACCUUCAUAUACUAGUCCCAAACCUUCCUAUGGUACAAAUCAAGAUAGUCCUUCUUAUAGUACUCAGAGGCCUUACGGAGAAACUCAAGAAAAACCACCAUAUGGAUCUCAAUCAUCUUAUGGAAACGACCCAAACAGACCUGACGGAAAUGACAGACCUUAUGGAAACAACCAGAAUGGUCAAGAUUAUAACCAGAGUCAGAAGCCAAAUGAGACGUAUAGACCUGAUGUGAGACCUGUAUAUGAGUAUGAACUAGAAAAACCUGGUAAUGUCCCUAGCUACAUCGUGAGACCCAAUGGAGACGUGGUAACCUCAAGACCUGUGACUGUUGGUGAUUAUGGGAAACCAGGAUAUGAUAGGCCAGGGUAUGGCAAACCAGGUUAUGGGUAUGGUGACAAACCAGGCUAUGGAGAAAAACCAGGAUAUGUAGACAAACCAGAUUAUGGCGAAAAACCACUGUAUGGAGGAUAUGGAGAUAAGCCAGCGUAUAAUAGACCAGUGUAUGGCAGUGAAGGUGACAGUGGUUAUGGGUCUAAACCAGGGUAUGUUGAAAGACCAGAGUAUGACAAGCCAUAUGACAGACCGUCAUAUGGAGGUGGUAGUAAACCUGGGUCUAAGCCAGGGUAUGACAAACCUGGCUAUGAUACAGAGUUUGGAGAAAAACCGGGGUAUGGAGGGGAUGGGAAUGGACCAGGGUAUGGAGAUGCAGGGUACAGAGAUCCAGGGAAGCUGGGCAGUUAUAAAGCUUGCUUCCGACGAGUCCUCGCCGGCCGGCGUGCCGUCCGGAGCCAUGUUAGACGAGUGGUGCACUGCGAGAGACUUGAAGAUUGCAGAAGAGAAUGUGCUGAAGAGAGGAGGUUCCACUGCGAAAGCUUUAACUACAGACUGGACCCCUCCUUCCGUGGCAAAGGUCUUUGCGAGCUGAUGACCAAGCCCAUCGAAGCCUUCGACCUUCGGCGGGACUUUGUCGAUGAUAAGGACUAUGACUUUUACGAGAUUGACCGGAACAGCUUGGAACCGAACUGCCCUGAGAGUUUGAGAGGACCAGGUCUUCUCCACUCCGGCUACCUCUCCUCAAAACCCUCGCAACCGGCAGCCGCCUGGUCUCCAAGUUGGGACAGACUGGACUUCCACGGUUCCAGCCACCAGGACAGGUUCUAUGAUGACCGGGACGGAUUCCCGGGACGUCCAGGAUUUCCUGGUCCGGGAAGACCGGGGAAAAGGAGAUAUGAGGAUCAGUUCUACAUCCCGUAUCAGAUUGGCGUAGGUCGUAGCAACGAUGACCAGGCUUGGGGCCAAUAUGGCGGCGUGUACGGUGGCGACACCUACUACAAGAACCGGAACGAUUACCACAAGUCUAUCAGCUAUUGGCGGCUGUCCGGUGACUCGGAUCUUGAACAAGGCGUUCGUCCUUGGGGUUUCAAAACCGACUUCAACUACAACGACCUCCGUCGAGACGGGGACGAUGAGAUACACCCCUACUCCUACGGCUCUUGGAAAAGGGGAAGGUGGAACAACUCGGGCACAGGGUCUGAUGGACUGGAUCUUGGGGAGUCUAACUUCUAUAAGCCUAGUUAUGGGCCUCCUAAGACAGGCCAAGAAUGCACGUCAGAGCGUCGCCCCGGCCUGUCUCUAAGCACCGGAUCCAUCAGGAGAGCCCUACUGGCCCACAACGUCCUUGAGUGUGAGGCGGCUUGCUUUGAAGAAAGGGAGUUCAAAUGCGUGUCUUACAGUUAUCGGUACUCCAACUCACAUGGCUCAGACAACUGCUUCCUCAGUGAGCGUCCUUACAGAGGACUCGACUUGGCUACUGACAGUGGAUCAGAUGUGUACGCAAUGCCUCAAGACUGUGCUGUGUCUGUAUCACAUAGGCCUUGGGUUGAGAGUGAAUGCUUCUGGCAUGUUCGGUCAGGCGUGGCAGUGUCAGAAACUGUAGCCAGAGCAGCUAUAACAGUGGCGGGGCUUGGCGCUUGCGAGGCGGAGUGCAUCAGAGCGCAGGGUUUCUUCUGUAGGGUGUUCAGCUUUAGGUUCUCCGCCCCUACAAUAGGCGAAGAUCUCCCCAACUGCAUUCUUACCUCUUCACCCCCAACUUCCCUCUCUACAGGGAGGGGGUUGCGACCCUCUAAGGGGCACGAGUUAUACGCGAGAGGGAACUACGGGAGAGGCUGCGAGCCGGCCUUGUUUGAUAAUACUGCCGUCAGUGAGCCUAAGAAAGAAUGCUACCUCCAAUACGAUAAUGCUGCCAAACUGAUCGGCUCUGCUAUCAAGGGCCACGCCAGAGUUCGUGAUGAGCAGUCUUGUGGAAUAGCGUGUACUGACGCGCCUUUUAGAUGCCUCAGCUUUUCCUUCAACAACAACGCUCCUUCGGGCAUAGACAACUGCCUCCUCUCAGAGAUCCGACUCUUCGAUCUGCAGAAAGGCGUGGAUUACGAACAUUCCACCGACGACUGGCUGUUUGCCUUCGAUCUCUUCAACGGGCAGUGCUGGAGGAAAGUGCACGGGAAGGAUUUUGAUAACCAUGUUGGAGAACUACCACGGCCUUUGUUACCACCUGUCCACGCAUAUCCAGGCUCAGAUAGACCUGACGCCAUCCCCAGUGGGCCCAGCUAUUUGCCUGCUCCUGAAGUUCCUCCGUACAUCUCUGGUCCACCGUCCGGCCCACCAUCAGGCCCACCAUCAGGCCCACCAAUAGACCCACCAACCGGCCCAACCGGCCCAACUGGCCCAAUAGGUCCAUACCGCCCUGACAAACCUUACAUAGACAGCUUCAAACCCAGCUACCCAGACCCUAGACCUUUUGAGCCUUACCUUCCUAAUCCCAGUGGGUCUGGGUAUCCUGGGUCAGGGUAUGAGAAGCCAGGGUACUUGCCUAUAGAGAGACCAGGGUAUAGGCCUGAGGGUAGACCGCUGAGGCCUAUAGAAAGACCAUAUCCUGGUGAGAAAGAGGAUGGACCCAUUGCAGUAUCCUGGAGUAAAUACACCGUGUCAGGAUUCCCGUGUCGCGCCGGGACCACGUGCGCCCAGAACGUGGUGGCUGGGCACUGGGCCUGCGAGCCAGAAGGAGGGGAAGUUGGUUCUUGGGACUACUGCUGUGCCCCGAGUCACCGAUGUGGAUACAGCGAAGGAUUCAGCAAGCCUUGGUGUUACGUCGGACCGGAAAAGGACCAAUGGCGUCCGUGCAGUGAAAAAUACUAUCCGUACCAUCAGCAUAACGUUCCUCAUCCCUCUCAAGGCCAUAGAGAGCCCCCCUCCCGCCUCCCCGGCAGACCGUGGUCUGGCAGACCGGGCUACUUCGCCGACGACGUAGACAAGCCUCUACUAGGGCCGUACAUCUCGGAGGCAGACAGGAAAUACUGGGACGACUUGUACAAGGACGGUCCGAAGGCGUACUAUGAUCAGUAUGGGAAUCCUUUGCCUGGCUACACCCGCGUGCCAGCAAUAUCCCGACCCCACAUUAAGUACCACCACAACUACCCUCGCCCCGGUGGUCACUGGGCGCCAUUGGCGCUUGACGCCCCACAUGAGCUUGAUCCGCCGGUGCCUGGAGGUCUUGGGGUGCCAAGAUAUUGGCCAGUCGCGUAUCUACACAAGGGUCCUCCACCGAACAUAACUUAUUUUAAAUUCAAUGAAUCAACUCCAACCACCACUGAAAAGGGUUUCUACCCAGAGAGACCCGACAGACCUAUACCAGAUAGACCUUUCAGACCAAAUGGUAUAGAUAGAAAUGAUAGACCAGACCCUCCAAAACAAAAGCCAGGCGAAUUUGUUAAAAUUAACAUUGAACAACCAAAUAAUGAUCUAGAUAUAAAAAGUCGUAGGGAUGAAAAAACUAGAAAUAUAGCCAAUGUUACUGAUGAUGGAAAGGAUGAAAUAGAGAAAGCUAAAACGACUACGCCUAAAAUAGAAAUAGAACCGAAGGAGGAAUCGGCGGAAGAGCCGGUAAAAGAUGUUAAAGUUAACAAAUCUGAUGUAGAAAUAGUUAAACCGGUCGUAGUUAACAAUGACAAUGAGAAGUUAAAAGGCAUAGAUGAUAAGUUAGAAGAUUUAACCGAAUCUAUUGAAGUUUUGGAUAUAGAAGACGCUAAGAAAGGUGAAAAAGAAUCAGAUUUGAAAACAUUAGAAGCAGAGGAGAAGCAAAUUGAAGCUAUCGGUAGACUGCUGGCUUCACGUCGCGGUGGGCAAUUGAUUAUAGAAAAAAGAUCUCAAAAAGACUUGGAAGCUAAAAACAUAGCUGUUGAUAAAGAUCUAGUAGAUUUCAACUUUGGUAACCGAUUUCCUACAACUGAAAGGAGAGGGAUAAUCCAAAAGGUGACUAAAGAAGAAAUAGAAAGAGAGAAAAACAAUGACAGAAGCUUAGAAGUGAGUGAGACAACAUUCGUGAGGCCACCUAGGGUUUUAAGCACAACGGAAAAUAUAAGGAAAGCGAUUGUGAACGGAAAGGUAUUCUAUGAUGCUACAAUAAGAGAGCAAAGAGAUAUUUAUAACAACUCUACAAGAAAGCCUAGAAAUUUUAGACAUUUGGAAGAAAAUAGAGCACCAUCAGUAUUCAGCAGUAAUAAUUAUGGUAAGAAAAAGACAAUCAAGGCAAGAAAUGUAAAUCCUGUAAGAAGAGUUCGUAGAGUUUACAGAAAGAGGUAUAAUCCAGAGGAAGUGAGAAGGAGAUUGUUGGAAAGAGAAAAAAGCUUGAAAGAGGCUAAAGAAAUGAAAGCAUAAUCAUUCAAAUAAAAUAUCGAAUUAAGGAAUAAGAAUUGUGAGAGUCGUUAUUAUGAUAGAGCUUGAAGUAUAAGCGUAGAGUUUAUGUAUGAUGUAGAAAGUCCCGUGCUUAAAUCGUUAGUAUUAAAGAAAUAAUUUAUUUUUAAGGGAUUUUGAAUAUUCACGGUUUUAAAUUGUCAGUUUGACCACAAAACUUUACUUUUGCACGUGUUGAGGUAUUUUCUAUCGUCCAGAAAGCGACAAAUUUAGGCCGCUGCGCUAAACGAAGUUAUCGCUUCCCGACUCCGUCGAACAGAAAAAUAGUAUACACAACUUGGCCAGUAAAUAAAAAAGCACCAGAUCUUAUUUAUAUUUGUUGACCUCGACUCCGCUUCGGCCGACAAUUGCAUGUGAUCUGAGACAUUUUAAAUAUUAAUGGCUAAGUAUGUUAACUUACUUUUGUAACAGGGCAUUUUCUCGAAAACAAAAUCAAAACCUUUUUUUUUAAUAGGUAAAUUUAACGUUUUUUCUACUCAGAAUCACAAGCCCUUUCGAUCCUAGUAGGUAAAAAAGCGUCCCAAAUUUAAUUUUUCCACUUC
This is a messenger RNA of Leguminivora glycinivorella, 6831 nucleotides long. RefSeq lists its product as uncharacterized. The coding region runs from base 53 to 6253 and encodes 2066 amino acids. The transcript is spliced from 20 exons. Lineage: Eukaryota; Metazoa; Arthropoda; Insecta; Lepidoptera; Tortricidae. The record is from RefSeq and is a predicted model, not a curated record.